AUGGAUUGGCUCCCUCAUCGAACAACAGCUUUUCUGCUCCUUUUAUUGGUCCUCUUGGAUUUCAGCAGAGGAUUUCAUGUAGAGGUAAAAGAGUGGAACGAAAAUGGAACAGCAAGAUGGAAAACUUUCAGAAGACAAAAACGUGAAUGGAUCAAAUUUGCUGCAGCUUGUAGAGAAGGAGAAGAUAAUUCUAAGAGGAAUCCAAUUGCCAGAAUCCGAUCAGACUGUGAAGAAAACAAUCCAAUCACAUACAGCAUCUCUGGAGUUGGAAUUGAUCAUGCCCCCUAUGGAAUAUUUGUGGUUAACCCAAGAACAGGAGAAAUUAAUAUAACAUCGAUAGUGGACAGGGAAUUAACCCCAGUAUUUGUUAUCCGUUGCUUUGCUAAGCACUCCCAGACAGGUGUAGACAUGGAACCACCUCUUGAACUUCGAGUCAGAGUUCUGGAUAUAAAUGAUAACCCUCCUAUAUUUGCACAAACUGUGUUUACAGGAUCCAUCGAAGAAAACAGCAUGGACAACACAUUGGUGAUGAAAAUAAUUGCAACAGAUGCAGAUGAACCUAAUAACUUGAAUUCUAAAAUUGCCUUCAAGAUAGAGAGUCAGGAACCUUCAGGUCUACCCAUGUUCAUUAUGAAUAAAUAUACUGGAGAACUCCAUCUUGCAAAUUAUCUUGACAGAGAGCAACACAGUAGCUACACUCUCGUUGUGAAGGCAUCAGACCGGGAUGGAGCUGUGGAUGGAAUGUCCUCCCUUUGUAGCUGUAACGUUAAAGUUAUUGAUGUCAAUGACAACUUCCCAACUCUUGCUCAAAGCUCUUUUUCAGCAAGUAUUUCAGAAAAUUCCCUCAGUUCAGAACUGCUCCGAAUACAAGCUCUGGAUGCUGAUGAAGAGCUUACAGACAACUGGUUAGCAGAGUUUUUCUUUAUAUCUGGUAACGAAGAUAACUGCUUUGAAAUUGUUACAGAUCGAGCUACAAAUCAAGGAAUCCUUAGAGUAAUUAAGGAACUGAAUUACGAACAUCUCCAAACUCACUCACUGAUGAUUGGUGUCAGGAAUGUAGCUGCCUUUCACCACUCUGUUGCACAAGACUACCGAAUCUCUGGAACACCUCUUGUAAUAGAAGUAAAAAAUGUGAUGGAACCCCCAAGAUUUAAUCCAUCUUCAGUGGUGUUCACCGUCUCGGAGAGCACAAGAGUAAAUCACAUUGUGGGAACAUACACAGCCUUCGACGAGGACACUGGGGCUAUUGCAACAAACGUUGUGUAUAGUAUAGGACGUGACCCAGGUGCCUGGUUCAGGAUCAAUCAAAACACCGGUGAGAUCACGUUGAACAAAGCUGUAGACUGGGAAUCAGUCCAUGUGGUCAAUGGGCAGUACAGAGCAGAGGUCCUGGCUAUCACCAGAGGAGCUCCUCGCUAUACUGCUACUGGCACCAUUGUGCUUUCAAUACAAGACAUCAAUGACAACUGCCCACGUAUUAACACUGAAUUAAGGAAAGUAUGUAUGCAUUCCCCAUCAGUGAUCAUUACAACACAGGAUUCAGACACUCGGUCGUAUGCUCUCCCCUUCACAUUCAGCAUACAUGGUGAACCUCAAACUACUUGGAUUAUCAGAUCACUAAAUGCUUCCUCUGCAGAACUGGUGAAUCCAAACAUGGACUUUUACAUGUAUAGGAUCUAUAUCAAUGUCAGAGACAGCCAAGGCCGACGCUGCCGUAAACCACACAUCAUUCCUGUGCAAGCUUGUCAGUGUGACAGUCGCAAUUACUGCACCAGUGGGGCCACCAGAAUAAUUAUCAUUGGUGGCAGAGGCAGUGGUAGCGGUGGUGGUGGCAGUGCUGGUGGUGGCAGUGCUGGUGGUGGUGGUAUUAGUGGUGGCGGAGGUGGUGUUAGUGGGGGUGGCAGCGCUGGUGGUGGUGGUAUUAGUGGUGGAGGGGGUGGUGGUGGUGCUGGUGAAGGAGGCCAGCAAGGGGGAGGAGGAACAGAGACAGAAGGUGGUGGCCAUGGUGACUACAGACCUGCAGAAGAGACAACAGACUGGCAGAGUUACACUGAUGGAUACGGCGAUGGAUAUACUUCAGCCACUGACUAUGGUUAUGGAGAUGGAAGUUAUGGCAGAGAUCUCGAAUCUGCUACCACACUUAGUGGUUCUGCCAUUGGCCUGAUGUUCCUUGGUGGAUUAAUAUUUGUCUUGAUUCCAAUUUUGAUGUCAAUGAGUGACUGUUGUGGCUGCGGACCUGGUGCUGCAGGUGGAGUUGGAACUGGAUUUGAACCGGUUCCUGAAUGCACAGAAGGGGCAAUUCAUCCAUGGGGAAUAGAAGGUGCACAGCCUGAAGACAGGGAUGUCUCACACAUUCUUGCUCCAACAACAGCUGCAGGAGGUGAUUUUUGUGAACCCUCUGACAUCUAUACAAACACAUAUGGAGGAGGAGGAGUAGUAGCUUCUGGUGUUGAAGAAACUACAGGGGUUGGCUACGGCACUGGUACUGGUUACGGAACAGCUGGAGGAAUUUCUGGAACAGGGGAAGUAAAAGGAUCAGUUGGAGGAACAAUAAAAGAGUAUCGAGAAGGAGGGGUGAACAUGGCCUUCCUAGACAACUACUUCUCUGAGAAAGCAUUUGUGUAUGCAGACGAAGAUGAAGGCCGGCCAGCAAAUGAUUGCCUCUUAAUAUAUGACCAUGAAGGAAUUGGUACUCCUGUUGGUUCUGUGGGUUGCUGCAGCUUUAUUGGAGAAGACAUAGAUGAAACAUAUUUGGAUACAUUAGGACCAAAAUUUAAGACCCUGGCAGAGAUCUGUCUGGGCAAAGAGAUCGAACCUUUCCCUGAUGUCAAUCCACCCUGGCCGGGAAUUAACAUCAACUUUCCCAACACUGAAAGUGAUCUAAACCUCCCACCGCCUGGAACCACGAUCGUUGUCAACGGAGGUGUCCCUAUGCCCCCCUCGGUCAGCACCACCACGGUUGUUACAGAAAACACCUACACGUCUGGGUCAACCAUCCAGCCCCCGAGGCCAAUGCCAGAUCCUCUGCUCCACGGCAACAUGACGGUGACUGAGACCUACACCUCUGGCUCGUCCGGUCUUUGCGUCGACCCUCUGCGCGCAUCCAACGUUGUUGUAACGGAAAGAGUUGUUGGUCCUGCCUCUGCCUCUGACCUGCGUGGCAUGCUGGACAUCCCCGACCUCACCGACGGCUCCAACGUCAUCGUCACCGAGAGAGUGAUCGCACCCAAUUCCCGGCUCCCGGCCUCCCUCAGCAUUCCUGAUUUGGUAGACGGGUCAAACGUGGUGGUGACAGAAAGGGUGUUCAGGCCUGCCUCUGGCAUGCCAGGCAGCUUAAUAAAUAUUCCCUCAGAGUUAUCGAACGCCCACAACGUAGUGGUCACCGAGAGGGUAGUGUCAGGGUCUGGGAUGAGCAGCCUUGGGGGGACAAGCCUGGGCAGUGCAAAUCUGGGGGGCCUGAGCAGCACCGGUCAGAUGCUCAGUGCUGACUGUCACCUUGGCCAGGCGAUGGGCACUGCAUCCCCUGGCACCUCCCGGAGAAGAGUGACAAAGUACAGCACCGUGCAGUACUCCAGUCAGUAA
Indicator indicator is the source of this 3582-nucleotide messenger RNA. RefSeq names its product desmoglein-1-like. NCBI's taxonomy places the organism in Eukaryota, Metazoa, Chordata, Aves, Piciformes, Indicatoridae. Gene Ontology annotation, cellular component: desmosome; plasma membrane. Gene Ontology annotation, biological process: homophilic cell-cell adhesion. The coding region runs from base 1 to 3582 and encodes 1193 amino acids. The record is from RefSeq and is a predicted model, not a curated record. Gene Ontology annotation, molecular function: calcium ion binding. The transcript has 16 exons.